GUCGCCGUGGUGACCGCGGCCCCGGCGGCCCCGGAAGCGGCGGCGCACGCGGCCGGAAGCGGCGCACGCGGCGGCAGCGAUGGCGGCAGCGGUGGCGCGGCGCGGCUCCUUCUCGGACUCCGGCUCGGACUCGGAGGAUUCCUCGCUCUCGGACUCGGAGCUCCAGGAGGCCUUCGCGAGGGGCGCGCUGAAGCCGGGGCUCAACGUGGUGCUGGAGGAGCGGCCGAAGCGGCGCAAUGACGCGGACGGCCUGAAGCAGUGCCUGGCCGAGUUCAGGCAGCAGCUCACGUGGGUGGAAAGGCUGGACGUGACCCUGGGCCCGGUCACGGACCCCGCUGCUCAGAGUGCUUCCACGUCUGAGGCCGUUGACCCUGAGAACGAUUUCCAGAGAGAGAUGAGCUUCUACCGGCAGGCGCAGGCCGCUGUCCUGGAAGCCCUCCCUCGGCUGCGGAAGCUGCAGGUUCCCACGAGGAGGCCGGAUGAUUACUUUGCAGAGAUGGCCAAAUCAGACCAACAGAUGCAGAAGAUUCGACAGAAACUUAAGAGUAAACAGGAAGCAAUGGAAAGGUCUGAGAAAGCAAAACAACUCCGUGCAAUGAGAAAAUAUGGCAAGAAGGUGCAAGUUGAGGUUCUGCAGAGGAGACAAAAGGAGAAGAAAAAUAUGUUGAAUGCAGUCAAGAAAUACCAGAAAGGUCUCUCUGACAAGCUGGACUUUCUAGAGGAAGAGCAGACGUCAUCUCAAGGGAAUAAAAAAGGCAACGCAAAUCAACGGGCAAAGAAGGGACCAAAUGCCAAAAGACGAUACAAAAAUCAGAAGUUCGGUUUUGGUGGGAAGAAGAAGGGCUCAAAGUGGAACACAAAGGAGAGCUUUAAUGAUGUAUCCAGCUUCCAGGCAAAAGUGGCUCACAACAAAGGCCCAAGAAAAGGAGGAAAAGGAGGGAAAAAAGCCCUUAAUAAGAGACCUGGAAAGAGAGCAAGACAGAAAAUGAAGAACCGAGCCCGCUGAGAGAACUGUGCUCCCUAGUGGGGUUCCUGUGUUUCUUUGUGUUGCAAGAUGUGUUUCUGCUGUCAUCAAGCAGCUAACUGUGGAGCAAGCUGGAUGCUUUGCAGUGGCAAAGAAAAAAAGUCAGUGGAAACCAGUGCCUUAUCACUAAUUUCUUCUUGCUGUCUGUUUUGUUGAAGGGUUGUUUUCUACUUAAACCUUUGGUGUGUGAACGCAUUAAAUGGUUUGCACAGAAGUA
Messenger RNA from Prinia subflava (tawny-flanked prinia), 1241 nucleotides. It is a transcript of the gene EBNA1BP2, whose product is annotated as EBNA1 binding protein 2. The record is from RefSeq and is a predicted model, not a curated record. The coding region runs from base 80 to 1006 and encodes 308 amino acids. The transcript is spliced from 9 exons. NCBI's taxonomy places the organism in Eukaryota, Metazoa, Chordata, Aves, Passeriformes, Cisticolidae. Gene Ontology annotation, biological process: rRNA processing; ribosomal large subunit biogenesis. Gene Ontology annotation, cellular component: preribosome, large subunit precursor; nuclear periphery; nucleolus.